GAGUUGCCCGUUCUCAGUCACUCGGCAGACUUCACGUGUUAGUGUCGUGGUGUAAUCAUUGUUAUAAUUUUAGUGUCCUUGAUUUGGAACAAGUAGCAGAAAUGGCGCAGGAAAAACCAGUAUUCGACUACCAUGAGGAAAGCCAGAGCGAGAAACUGGUGCGAAAGUCCAAGGAAUCUCCUUUUAUGGUUUUAGCUAUCGCGGGUUGCGCGGGAGCCGUGGGCUACGGCGCGUGGGCAUACAAAAACCGCGGCAAGAUGAGCACCAGCGUCUUCCUAAUGCAGUUCCGUGUGAUCGCCCAAGGCACAGCCGUCGGCGCACUCUGUGCCGGCAUGGUCUACACGCUGUACAACAACCACUUCAACCACAAACCCAAGGAAGAUCUCGCAAUAUUACCGAAAUCCAACGAGCACUAAAUACUGUCUGUAACGUGUAUACUUGUAGGAAUCUAUUUAAUUUUAGCCAUGUAGGUAAUUUUAAGUCACUUAUGGGUAAAACCAGAGCUAUUUUGUGCAAUGUGUGGUGUGGGCUGUCUUGCAGCCGACUGGUAAAAUGAAUAUUUGAUUGAUGCACAUUGCACUGAUGCGCAGAGCAAGUGACAUUAUUUUAUUAUUUCCCUAACUCGAUGUUGAUGAUUACCUACAUAAAAGCUACUGUAUUUUAAUUUUUAAGUAUUAAUUAAUAUUUUGAGCUACAAUUACUUGGUUAGGUAACAUAACAGUAAUCGUAUUGUACCUAUAAAAUCGUAGCGAUGAUGACUUGUAUCUUUCAUUAUAUUCCAACAUGCAGAUAUUGUAUAUGGUCUGUAAAUGAUAGUUCUAUCGCCCUAACGAUCAGGUAGGCGAUACGAUACCUUAUCUAUUUAUACAGAGAUAUCUAUCAAUUUCGGUAUGUACUAUCAUCGAAAUUCGAUACACGAAGGUAUUUAAUAUGGCGACAGAAUAACUUGUAAUUAUUAUUAUGUUGCGAAAACAUACAAGAUUCAAAAUUUAGUUUUAUAUUACAUAAAGUCAUAUUUUGUAUUAUAAAAUUAUUUGCAGAAUAAUUACCAACUGAAUACUAUCCUAUGAAACUAUUUAGAGAUGUUUAUUUUUGUGUUGUAAAGUGUAUGGCUGUGUUAAUUUAUGUGAAUAUACUUGAUAACUUUAAUGUUAAUAUUGUUUAAAAAAUAAAUUAAAUAACAGCUGUAGAAUUCCACAA
Spodoptera littoralis (African cotton leafworm) is the source of this 1200-nucleotide messenger RNA. NCBI's taxonomy places the organism in Eukaryota, Metazoa, Arthropoda, Insecta, Lepidoptera, Noctuidae. The record is from the annotation of a GenBank genome assembly.